Messenger RNA from Ctenocephalides felis (cat flea), 681 nucleotides. RefSeq lists its product as uncharacterized. The record is from RefSeq and is a predicted model, not a curated record. Bases 1 to 681 code for a protein of 226 amino acids. The transcript has a single exon. Lineage: Eukaryota; Metazoa; Arthropoda; Insecta; Siphonaptera; Pulicidae.
AUGGUUGAUGGCAAAGCCAAACUAAUAGAAAAUAUUUUUCCAAAUUUAAAGCAUAAUCAUGAAGAUCAUGAGUGGCUACAAGAACGAGCAAUUUUAGCAGCAACGAAUUUAGAUGUAGACGAAAUAAAUUUAAAAAUACUACAGAUACUGCCAGGAUAUGAAUUCACAUUUAAAUCAGUUGAUAUUGUUAUUGAUCCUGAUGAAAUCGUCAAUUAUCCAGUCGAAUUUUUAAAUUCUCUUAAUUUACCAGGAAUGCCGCUGCACAAAUUACUAUUGAAAGUUGGUUCUCCAAUUAUAUUAUUAAGUAAUUUAAAUGCCCCAAAAUUAUGCAAUGGCACAAGAUUAGCAAUAAAAAUUAUGGGAAACAUUACAGAGGCAAUUAUACUGGGUGGAAAAUUCAAGGAUGAUGUUGUUCUUUUGCCUAGAAUACCACUAAUUCCUUCGGAAUCAGUAAUACUUUUUAAAAGACUGCAGUUUCUUAUACGUUUGGCAUAUGCUAUGACCAUAAACAAGUCACAAGAACAGACAAUGAACUUUUGCGGUAUAAAUUUAGUAAAUCCGUGCUUCAAUCACGGACAGCUAUAUAUUGCUUGCUCAAGAGACAGAAACCGAAAUAAUUCAUAUAUUUAUACACCUAAUAAUCUCACCAAGAAUAUUGUAUAUCCUUUGGCAUUACAUUAA